Molecule: messenger RNA, 1515 nt
Organism: Salarias fasciatus (jewelled blenny)
Lineage: Eukaryota; Metazoa; Chordata; Actinopteri; Blenniiformes; Blenniidae
Product: cysteine and histidine-rich domain-containing protein 1
Exons: 11
Coding region: 125-1432 (435 amino acids)
Source: RefSeq, a predicted model, not a curated record
UCUGGACUCCUGCCUCAGAGUAUAACUCCACAACAACAGGCCGGCAGAAGCAGAAGCAGAAGCAGAAGCAGAAGCAGACCUACGGGUGAAGAAGAAGAAGCCGUUCCAGAACCGAGAGGCCGACAUGUCUCUGCUGUGCUACAACAAAGGCUGUGGACAGAAGUUUGACUCCAGCAGGAACCCAGACGACUCGUGUCUCUUCCAUCCCGGAGUUCCAAUCUUCCACGAUGCUCUGAAGGGCUGGUCCUGCUGCAGGAAGAGAACCACAGACUUCUCCGAGUUCCUCUCCAUCAAGGGAUGCACCCGCGGACGCCACAGCAACCAGAAGCCCCAGGAGCCCCUGAGGCCGGAGGUCACGUCCAACAAGGCGGAGACCAGGCCCUGCGGCGAGCAGGAGAUCAUCUACCAGGGGCCCAAGUCCGCAGAGACGCUGCAGAAGGAGCGGCCCCGGGGUGACGAGCCCAUGACCAAGCUGCCCCACAAAGUGUCGGCGUCGCUGGUCCAGGCGCUGGAGAAGCUGGACAUCAGCCUGAACGGCGAGAGCGAGAAGAAAGACAGCCAGGCGGUCCUCCCAGGAACCCGCUGCAAGAACUCAGGCUGCAAAACAGUGUAUGAAGGCCCGGAGACAGACCGCCAGGUGUGCACACACCACCCCGGAGCGCCCGUCUUCCACGAGGGAUAUAAGUACUGGAGCUGCUGCUGCAUAAAGACGACAGACUUCAACGCCUUCCUGGACCAGAAGGGCUGCAGCUCCGGAAACCACCGCUGGAUCCCCAAACAGGACAAGAAGAAGGUGGCGUGUCGACACGACUGGCAUCAGACUGGAAACAAUGUGGUCGUGACCAUUUAUGCCAAGAACGCAAACCCACAGCUCUCCAGUGUGAACGCCAACCGGACUGUGCUGUCCUGUCAGAUCCACUUUGAGAAUAAUAAACUCUUUAAGAGGGACUUCCACCUCUGGGGGGUGAUCAACACCAAGCAGAGCUCCGUCAACAUGCUGCCCUCCAAAGUGGAGGUCACGCUCCGGAAGGCCGACCAGGUGUCCUGGGGCAAACUGGAGGAUCCCAACUACAAGCCGGAGCCGGAGCCGGCGGAGGAGGAGCUGGGCGGCGGCGGCGGUGAAGAGCCGGCGGCGCCCGGCUGGGACAUCGAGGACGACGACAUCAGCGACUCGGACGAGGAGUGGGCCUAUGACACAGAGGAGAACCGGCAGCUGAAGGAGAGGAGGAGGCAGGAGAAGGAGGAGAGGAGGGAGGAGGAGGUGCAGAGGAAGAGGAAGGAGGUGGAGGAGGAGAUGAGGCGGGCCAUGGAGGACAGGAGGAGGGCGGAGGAGGAGAGGAGGAGGCUGGAGGAGCAGAGGAGGCUGGAGGAGGAGCAGGACGGCUUCGAGGACAUGCCGGAGCUGGAGGACCACGACCAGGACGAGGCCUGACCCCAGACCAGCAGCUCCCUGCAGGGACACGAGACACCGCUUGACCUUUGACCUUUGAUCCUUUGUUUUUAAUAAAGUUAAAC